AUGGACGCACCUCGAUCAACCUCGCGCCCGAGACCCUCAUCCAGGCCCACAACCCCCCUGCGACCCAGCUCGCGCUCUUCAAUACGGGAAGCCCACGGAUAUGGAAAUACCAUUGGAAAUGCAGGAUACACACAACCCGCCUUCAACGCCUUGGAGCCGCAGUUCGCUGAGCUGGCCGAUUCAAUGGCGGAUCUCGAAGCCAACUUCAUGCACCUGCAGUUGAUGCAUGAGAGCCUGACGCGCUUCAGCGAGAGUUUUGCCAGCUUCCUCUAUGGAUUGAAUAUGAAUGCAUUCUGUGUGGAUUUCCCAGAGGCACCGAUUUCAGACUCGUUCAAUAAAGCCAAGCAAGAUGAAGAAGAUAAAGAGGCGGAAUCGGAAUCAGAACCAACACGACAGGUUGAUGAUGGCGAGAUGACCUUUAUGACUACGGAUACGACUUUUGUCGAGAAUCCGAGCACCACUCCCUCCGUCAGACCGACGUCCAGCAAGCAGCCGGUAUACUACACGAGGCAGUGCUCGUGGCACUCGUCCCAGUGCACUGCCUCGGGGCAGAGGGAUUGGAACUAG
This is a messenger RNA of Penicillium griseofulvum, 567 nucleotides long. Its product is annotated as DASH complex subunit DAM1. Gene Ontology annotation, biological process: mitotic sister chromatid biorientation. The transcript is spliced from 5 exons. The record is from RefSeq and is a predicted model, not a curated record. Lineage: Eukaryota; Fungi; Ascomycota; Eurotiomycetes; Eurotiales; Aspergillaceae. Gene Ontology annotation, cellular component: mitotic spindle polar microtubule; mitotic spindle; DASH complex. The coding region runs from base 1 to 567 and encodes 188 amino acids.